AUGAACUCGCUGUUCCACUACGGAAGUGUCCAGGCGAAUCCGCUCUACAACUGCUCGGCGAAGCCCGCGGAGGAAUGGACGGCGCAGUUGGGAACUCGGAGACCAGUCCUCGGAUCCGUCCUUAUAAUAUUCGGCGUCUUUGUGGAAGCUAUGUAUGUUCCGUGCCUUGGCGCCAUUUACAAACGACGUCUUCUAAAGCAUUCGUGCUACAAAAUCAUGUUUCUGCUCGGAAUCACCGAUAUGAUUGCCACGUGUAAGUCACUGCCUUCUUCCAAAAUGCCAUCCCGAUUAUAGCCUUGGCCACUAUUCUGUCCGGAUACUUGUUCAUCAACGGGGCGGUCUUCUGUACCCACCCUGAGCUCAUCUACGUGGCCGGAAGCUUCGCCCUCGGUGGAUGGGUGUGCUCGUGUGCUCUCACUCUUCUCCUGGUCAUCAAUCGAAUCUCCGACAUUCUGGUGCCCCGCAUUUCCGAGUUCCUCUUCUCGAAACAGCGCACUUGGAUCGUUGCCAUGAUCCCAAUCAGUUAUACCCUUUUGGUGAUCACAUUCUCUCCCGCAGUCAUAUUCAACUCCUCUGUGAUGGCGUGGAUCGGAGAUCCGAUGAUCUAUGAGAACAUGUCCGACGCCUACUACAACUGUAUUCAGAACGUGAACAACGUGGUGUUCAUCAUCGGAACUAUUGUUUUCUACGGAGCCUACUGCUUCUUCAUGUCUCAGAAGCAAAUGGGUUUCAAAGUUUCUUCGGGCAAAAAUGUUGGUGGAACUUGAUUCUUUGGAUUCCCAUAUUCACAAUAGCCAGACUUGUCGCGGGCCGAUGAAGGUCCGUACUAAAAUUUCAAAACACGAUUCCUUUUUGUAAUUAUGAGUUCGCUAAAUACGUUUUCGGUUUGAACUAGCUAAUUUCAAUGAAAAAAAACAGAUUUUCAAGUAACAAUUCAAAAAAAUUCGAUCGACAAGUCUGACAGUAGCGUUCAGGUGUUCAUUCAAUCGACGCUAAUCUGUUCGAUCAACUGCUCGUCGGCUCUAGUCUACUCGAUGAUGAUGUUCGUCAAACCGAACGAAUACGUGGUUCUGUUCGGAGAACUCGCCUGGUCCCUAGUCCACGGUCCUUUCGGAUCUCAUGCCUGUUCAUUACUCUUUUGUCUCAGGCUGUCCUGCUAUUAUUUAUCUAACAAUGAACCGGACGAUUCGCCAAGAGGUCAUCAGUUGGUUCCGGAAGAAACCGUCCGUCCGGGAUUCUGA
Molecule: messenger RNA, 1241 nt
Organism: Caenorhabditis sp. 36 PRJEB53466
Lineage: Eukaryota; Metazoa; Nematoda; Chromadorea; Rhabditida; Rhabditidae
Source: the annotation of a GenBank genome assembly